UUCAAAUAUUCGGCUUUUCGCACGGCGAUUGUCGACCAUCGUAAAACUACCGCCUGCAAGACUGACAGCACCGGAUUUUGCGGAAUAAGAUUACCGAUUUGUCAGGCUUUAGAAAAGAAUUUUCGCAUCGAAAAACCGACAUUAUGUCAGCAAGAAUCGAUUCCUUUAAUACUCAAGGGAAGUGAUGUAUUCAUAAGAGACGUCACUGGAGCUGGUAAAACUUUCGGUUUAACGCUGGCUCUUUUAAACAAGAGACGUGCUCACAGAAUUCAUAAAGGAAAAAAGGAACAACCAUGCAUUACUAGCCUCCUCAUGGUCCCAUCUCGAGAGGUGGCAAUACAAAUAGAAGGAUGGGUUCGUCGAUUAUUGCCAAAGGAGGCUUUUCCAUCGCUUGUUGACGUAGUCCAGACUGUUUACAGAGGUCAAGAUAUUAAUAACAAUGAGUUAUUGAAAUCUUUAUCGGAGAGACCACCACAUCUACUAGUAGGUACUGCUACGAGACUACAUGAACUGAUAAAAAGCAAGGACUUGGAUUUGAGAGACUUGCACACAUUGUCUCUAGAUGAUGCCGAUCAUUUACUUCAAUUACCCAAAAAGCAUGCAACAUUUCGGGAGAUAUAUGCAAGAUCAAAACAUGUCCCUCCAGGAGAAGAGGUGCUUCACCAUGUCUUUGACGUAGCAGGUAGUUUGCAAUAUAAGCCACAGUUGAUAGUCUUAUCUGCUACAUUGAAUCAUUCAAUUCGAUACUUUUUCAUGAAGGACAAUGAAUACACAGUAAAUCCUGUGUUUGUUGACAUAUCAAAAGGUCAUAAAUCACCUGAUAACAUCGUUCAUCACUGCUUGAUAGUUGGGGAUCAGGAUAUUAGGAAUAUUCGAAUGCAGAAGACGAGUUGGAUGACAGAAAAUGAGGAACCGGAAGAUGAAACAUUGCACGACGCGGACGACGAGGUUGGCUUUGAUGAUGACGAUGACCGUAUGCUCGAUAGCGUAGCAGGAGCUUUUGAGGCUGAACAAGUGGAAAAGGGAAUUCUCUUUGCUGGUGACGGGACAAAUAUACCGAAUCUGAUUUCCCGACUUAGAUCUUUUGGAUUGCCGGCGAUGGAUUUUGUAUCAUCGUUUAGAUCAUUAGCUGGUGGUCUCUCGCCAACACCUAAUCGAAGAGUAUUAUAUGUUACGACGCAGAGCUUUACACGUGGUGUUGACAUACCUUCAGUAUCACAUGUCUUUAUACUCGGUGGGCCGCCUGCUAUAUGGAAUUAUUUGCACAUGGCUGGACGAACAGGGAGAAUGGGUCGGCCUGGAAAGGUGAUAAUCGUGUUGAGAAACCACGGUGGCAAAGAAGCGCGAAUGAGAACAAUAUUACAUUUAAUGAAUGCGAAUUGGCAACCUUUUGAGCACGUUCAGGACUGA
Paraglomus occultum is the source of this 1410-nucleotide messenger RNA. The record is from the annotation of a GenBank genome assembly. NCBI's taxonomy places the organism in Eukaryota, Fungi, Glomeromycota, Glomeromycetes, Paraglomerales, Paraglomeraceae.